Messenger RNA from Amaranthus tricolor (Joseph's coat), 1803 nucleotides. Its product is annotated as mediator of RNA polymerase II transcription subunit 4. Gene Ontology annotation, biological process: regulation of transcription by RNA polymerase II. Gene Ontology annotation, molecular function: transcription coregulator activity. Bases 272 to 1480 code for a protein of 402 amino acids. Lineage: Eukaryota; Viridiplantae; Streptophyta; Magnoliopsida; Caryophyllales; Amaranthaceae. Gene Ontology annotation, cellular component: mediator complex; core mediator complex. The record is from RefSeq and is a predicted model, not a curated record. The transcript is spliced from 2 exons.
AAAAUACUCGAAAACUCAGGGAGUCAGGGUUAGCUAAAAAUUUAUUUUAAAAUCCAGUUAAAAUUAAGUUCAAUUGCAAAGUUCAGAUAUGCACCUCCAUAUUCCAAGUUUUUUGUUUAUCGAGUUCUAAUUGCUAAACUCCUCUCGCAAUUUCUCCAUAUAAUCUUCGAUUUGUUAGUCCAAAACAUCAAGCUAAACUCCAAAUUUUCAAAAUCCUCGUGCUUUGGGGCAUCUCCGAGGGUUUAUUUAACGGGGAGCACCGCAUAUUGAAAUGUUGCAAAGUCUUCCCCACCAGGCUAUACCGUCGCCUGCUAGGCUCGGUCUUUCAAAUCCUAAUUCGCCUGCUCUUCAGAGCCCCAGUGCAGCCAAGCCUACAUCACAAGCAACUCAGUCAAACCAAACCCAGCAGCAGUUGACCUUGUCAGCCCCAAAAACUACCUCAUCCACUCUUCUUUCACUGCUACCUCCUCUCCAAAAAGCCCAAGCGCUUCUUCUGCAGAUGGCGUCUUUGGCUGCCAAACUUUUUGAGGUCUCACCUAAUCGUUCUGUCUGGCUCAGUGCCUUCCGUGGUUCUCUUCCAACGUUCCUUCCUUCUCAAACCCAUUCCAUGAGCACACCCCCACUUGACUCCCCUACCUCUACACCCAAAGAAAUCGUUAACCUUUUCACAUCCCUUCAAACUCAGUUAUUUGAAGCAGUUGCAGAACUACAAGAAAUUCUUGACCUUCAUGAUGCUAAACUAAAGUUGAACCAAGAAAUUGAGGCCAAAGAUUCUGCAAUUCUUACAUUUGCUAAGAAACUCAAAGAAGCCGAACAGGUUCUUGAUGUUCUUGUUGAUGAUUAUGCUGAUUAUCGCCGUCCGAAACGAUCAAAAUCAGAAGGUUCAGAGACUUCUUCCAGUACUAUUACUGUUGCAUCUCAGUUGAAGCUGGCAGAUGUCAUAUCAUAUGCCCAUAAAAUCAGCUAUACAACCUUUGCACCUCCUGAGUUUGGUGCUGGUGGUCCGCUACGUGGUGCUCUCCCUCCAGCCCCACAGGAGGAUCAAAUGCGAGCCUCGCAGCUGUACGCUUUUGCAGAUCUAGACAUAGGUCUACCCAAAACACUGGAGGACAAGGAGAAGACAAUAGAACCCCUUAUUGAGGCCCCUGCGGAUCCGAUGGCUGCAAUUAAGGAACUCAUGCCUCCAAAUGUUACAGUCCCACCUGGCUGGAAACCGGGUAUGCCUGUGGAACUGCCUAUGGAUAUACCACUACCUCCUCCUGGAUGGAAGCCUGGGGAUCCUAUCAAUUUACCCCCAUUGGAAUCUCUUGCUGCGGCUGCUAGAGCUGGUGAGCGGAUACCACAAACUGUUGCCCCGCCUAUGUUUCCAAGAGCACCUGAAACUAUACAGGUGCCGCAUAUUCGUAUUGAUAUUCUAGAUCAAGAUGAUGACAGUGACGAGUAUACUAGUGACGAGGGAACCUCUGAUGAUGAAGAAUAAGGGUAUGCUUGAUUCAUAGGAGUUAGUGAAUGGGAAUGAAAGUGCCCUGCUUGGCUUGUAAGUUUGGGACGAAAUAGAAGAUGAUCUGGAUUGGGCUUUGGGAAACCAUGUUAACUUCAUUAAAUUUAUGUUCCUAAAAGUUCUCAUUGUUGAUUGUACCACUGUAUUUAAAAAAUGACAGGCUAAAAAAGUAACGCUUAGUUUGUAGUGAUGGAAGUGGAGGUAAAGGAAAGCGAGAUUUCACAACACUAACAAUCCCAUAGCAUUAAUCUCAGAGAUUAGGAUCGAUUAUAUAAACCAAUAUUAAUGAUUUCACAUGUAUU